Ichthyophthirius multifiliis is the source of this 543-nucleotide messenger RNA. RefSeq lists its product as hypothetical. The record is from RefSeq and is a predicted model, not a curated record. Gene Ontology annotation, molecular function: transferase activity, transferring phosphorus-containing groups. The transcript is spliced from 2 exons. Gene Ontology annotation, biological process: phosphorylation. Lineage: Eukaryota; Ciliophora; Oligohymenophorea; Hymenostomatida.
AUGGAAAAAAAUGUCCCUGAGUAAAUAAAUUCAGACCAGAAUAGAUUCAAAUAAGUAUUAUUAAAUUUAUGUUCUAAUUCUUUAAAAUUCACUUAAAAAGGGCAAAUAUAAAUUUAAGUCUAUUUAAUUGAAAAAAACCUCAUUAAAAUCUCAGUUUCAGAUACAGGUUGUGGAAUUCCUAAAAAAUACAUUAAAACUCUCUGUGAGUCUUUCGGAAAACCAAAUUUCAUGUUUAAUACUAUAGGGGCAGGUUUAGGUUUAUCUAUCUCAAAUACUCUUGCUAUGGGUUUAGGUGGAAAUAGGAAACUAGAAACUGAAAGUGUAGAAGGUAAAGGGAGUAUUUUUUCCUUUUAUGUACUUAAUAGGGAAUAAAGUAAAAGAACUUGUAAACUUUCCAAAAGUCAAGAUUUUUAUAAAUGGAUAUCUCUUUCGACUAGUUAGUAGUUUAUGAGUUAAAAUGGAACUACUUAUAUUGAUUAAACUUCACCUUCAAUAACUAUUUCACCUAAAUUUAAAAAUUAUUUAGAAAAAAAGCGAAUUUGA